This is a messenger RNA of Myzus persicae (green peach aphid), 1359 nucleotides long. RefSeq names its product SCAN domain-containing protein 3-like. The transcript has 2 exons. The record is from RefSeq and is a predicted model, not a curated record. Bases 1 to 1359 code for a protein of 452 amino acids. NCBI's taxonomy places the organism in Eukaryota, Metazoa, Arthropoda, Insecta, Hemiptera, Aphididae.
AUGAAACCUUCAAGAAUGAAAGAGCAUCUUAUGAAAAAACAUUCAGAUAAAAGUAACAAAAAUAUUUUAUACUUUAGUGACCUAAAGAAUAAAUUUGAAAAACGAAAAACCAUAAGUGGACUUUUUAAUAAAACACAUCUUAAUAAUGAUAAAGGUCUCCUUGCGUCCUACAAAGUGUCUCUUUUAGUUGCGAAGUGUGGAAAACCACACACUAUCGGCGAAACACUUAUUUUACCUGCUGUAGAAGCAAUAUUAAAAUCAAUGACAAAUUUAAAUGUAACUGACAUAACUUCAUCUAUUGCUCUCAGUAAUAAUACUGUGUCCAGGCGAAACGAUGAAAUGGCGUAUGAUGCUCAAAUAAAAUUGUGUGAUAUUUUAAAAAUUACAAAAUGUUCACUCCAACUUGAUGAAUCCACUUUACGAGAUAACGAAGCCCUGUUACUUGCGUACGUGCGAUAUGUAAACAUCGACCAAAAAAUAACGGAAGAACUACUAUUUGCAAAAUCAUUAAUCACGGAUACUGAAGGAUUAACCAUAUUUAAUGUAGUAAAUAAUUUUUUCAUAGAAAAGGGUAUUCCUAUUACAAAUUGUAUAGCUUGUGCCACUGAUGAAGCGCCUGCAAUAAUUGGACGUCAACGUGGUUUUAUUGCUCAUUUAAAAAAUGCAGUCCCUAGGAUUUUAACAGUUCAUUGUGUCAUUCAUCGUCAACAUUUAGUAGCUAAAAAUUUAAGUAAUGAAUUGUUUGAUAUCAUGUGUUUUGUCAUAAAUGCUGUUAAUAAAAUCAAAGCUAAAUCAUUGAAUGACCGUUUGUUUCGACAAUUAUGCCACGAAAAUGAUGAAGACUUUGAACGCCUUGUUCUACACACCGAAGUUAGGUGGCUAUCAAAAGGAAAUUGUUUGACACGCUUUUAUAAUUUAUUUCAAACUAUACUAGAAUUUCUGCAGCCACUUGAUAAACAACUUUACGAUGAAUUACACAAAAGAGAGACGAAUAUCGCAUACCUAUCAGAUAUUUUUGAAAAACUUAAUGAAGUCAAUAAAAAUUUGCAAGAAAAACUACUCGAAGUGAAGCACAAUGAAGAAGCUAAAAUCGAUUUUAAACAUAAUGGAUACGAGUUGUUUUGGCUCAAACAAAAAACUAUGUACCCUCAACUUUGGAAAGAAGUGGAAUUACUAAUUAUGGCUUUUUCGUCGACAUACCUGGUCGAAAAAGGCUUUAGUGCGGUUCAACAACUUUUGACCAAAUCAAGAAAUAAAUUAGAAAUAUGUGAAAGAGGAGAUUUAAGACUAAUGCUGACAUCUAUUGAGCCAGAUAUCAUUUCGUUAGCAGGAAAACAUCAACCUCAGGGCAGUCAUUAG